This is a messenger RNA of Phaeoacremonium minimum UCRPA7, 897 nucleotides long. RefSeq names its product putative short chain dehydrogenase reductase family protein. The record is from RefSeq and is a predicted model, not a curated record. The transcript has a single exon. Gene Ontology annotation, molecular function: oxidoreductase activity, acting on the CH-OH group of donors, NAD or NADP as acceptor. Lineage: Eukaryota; Fungi; Ascomycota; Sordariomycetes; Togniniales; Togniniaceae. Bases 1 to 897 code for a protein of 298 amino acids.
AUGGCCGCAGCAGACCGCAUAGAUCGUGAUGAUCUGACAGCCAGGGUUCUUCCUCAGAUGAGCCUGUGGUCUCGCACUUCACCAGCUCCAGGGAUUGAGAAGCCAGCCGCAGGUGCUAAUCCUGCCGUGGAACGAUUCCGCGUAUCAGGAAAUGCUAUUGUUACCGGCGGCGCUGGUGACCUUGCUUUUACCAACGUUCGUGCACUGCUUCAGCACGGUCUGGAGGGAUUGGCCAUCUUCGAUGUCAAUAAAGAUGAAGCUGAAGUUCGAAUUGGGAAGCUGGAAGAAGAAUUCCCAUCUGUGCCAAUCACCUUCCAGAAGGUUGACAUCACCAAUCCUGAGGAGGUCGACAAGGCUGUGGAGGAAGUUGUCAAGACUUUGGGUUCGGUGGACAUUCUGAUCACGUUUGCUGGCAUUGUCAGUUGCCAUCACUCUCUUGAUGUGUCUGUGGCGGAGUUCCGGAGAACAAUUGACGUGAACACAACCGGUGGCUUUAUCUGUGCUCAAGCCGUCGCUCGGAGAAUGGUGGCAGCCAAGACAGGUGGUCGCAUUAUUCUCAUCGCUAGCAUCUCCGGCCAUACCGUGAACUUUCCGCAGCCUCAAGCAGCUUACAACACAUCCAAGGCUGCAGUGCGGAUGCUGAAGAGCUCUCUCGCUGCUGAAUGGGCAGUGCAUGGUAUCAGGGUGAAUAGCAUUAGUCCUGGCUACAUGGACACGAUUUUGAACGCAGGAGACGGUCUUGAGGAGGCUAGAGGUAUUUGGAACGACCGCAACCCUCUCGGAAGAAUGGGGUUUCCCGAGGAGUUGACCGGCGUUGUAGUUCUUCUGGCGAGCAAGGCUGGUAACUACAUCAAUGGCUCCGACUUCGUUGUGGACGGUGGCCAGACUUUGUUCUAA